AUGGCCUUGAUCUUAAGUGGGGGAUCCGACCUGACGGCAAGUUCAAGCCCAUCCGAACCUUGGUUUGGGGGCGUUUGGACUGUGAUCGGGGUAGCACUUUGUGGUGCUGUCCUGGUCGGUGCCAUCCUGGGUUGGAAACUUCACUCGUGGGUCAGCCAUUGGAAUUUGCGCACCCGAGGAUCGGCCGGCCACCCGAGCACGAUUGGCUGGCACCAGCUGGUCAGGCAAGUCCGCAAGGCCCAGUCUCGAGACAGGUGUCGUGGAGUGAAGGUCCGGUAUACCAUGGAUCCAACCGAAGAGGAACUCAAUAACCUCAACACCUUGGAGAAUGCAGCCGACUGGGCAGGCACGACAGGUGCGGUCCACGACCAUCUCAUGGGGAAGUUGGGCAAACCGUCCAAGCUGCGGGACCUGGUGUUCAUUGCCCGUCCUGCGUGGGAUACGGUGGUAGCCAGCCUCACGAUCAAAGAGCCUCAAGCUGAUGGUACGGAGGCCGAGCGAGACUUGACCCCUGUGGAAUUUUCACGGGUCGAGAUCUUUCGCCGGGUGGUAUUCCUGAGGCUCAAGGUCAAUCCAGAUGGACCUGGUGGUGCAGGCCCUCCACAGCCGAUUGUGGGAGCGGCCCCAUUCCCAGGCACUGGAGGAGGACAAGGUCCAUCAUCUCCGACAAGAAAGCUUAAACUGAGUAGCAUCGUAGAUCCCACACUCGAUGCAGAGAUCCUGCAAUUGGGCCAAGAAGAAAUUGCAGAGAUGUUCUCCAAGUACAAGUCCAAGUUCGGCGAUGUCCCGUCAGCAGACGUGGAACCCAGCGCUGAUCAAAUAUCAGCAAUCAAACAGAGUGUGUUCUCCUCCUACACCCUGAAUGCGGCGACUGGGGAGUGGUCGAAGAAAGAGAGCCCAGGUCCGGCUACUCUCCAACAAUGGGAGAAGAGCUUCAAGACCUACAAGGUGGCUAUGCUCUUGUUGGAGGCUGCAGAUGCCGAGAGACUGGAGGGCUACCUAGAACACAUAAAGGACCUCCAUGCGCAGUUCGGACAGGAAGCAUGGGGCAUCAUAUACCGUGCAGACGUCAGGAUGAGAAGUGAGUUCCAAGAGCGGAUCCGCAGAGCCCUGGAUGAGGACCCAAAGUAUGGGUACACUAGGGCCUCUCCAUGGAGCUCAGUCUUUGCGGCAACGGUCAGGGAGUCGGACUUUUGGUCCAAAGAAGUGGCGACGCCAGCCACGCUCCUUCUGGCCCGCAACAAACAGCUGGCACCUGAAGAGAGCAGCUCUCAAGAGGGUCGCCCACAGAAGCGCAAGUCUCGGCAGCCAGAAGGCACGCAGAAGAAGAAGGCCAAGCGCAAGUACACAGGUGAGGACAGAUCACGUUGGGACGCAGAACAGUCAAGGUAUUCCUUGAACCGAAAAGGGAUCCAGAUCUGCCAGAAGUACAACAGAGGCGCCUGCGGAAACGGGAAGCCGCAGUCACGAUGUGAGAACAAUCGUUCACAUCAAUGUGACAAGUCCCCUGGAGGCACUCAUCGGCCGGCGGUGAAGAGACCCAGGUUAGAAGCUGCCCCAAAAAGGGCGAACCCAGAGAAUGAAGCCGCUUCACACCACAAGAGGCCGAGGCAAGACAGAGACCGGAAGGCACCAAACCCAAGAGAGGAGGAAGAACCCGGAAGCUCAAGUGACUCCAGCUCAUCGUCCACAUCAUCAUCCACUACGGUACAAGCAGGGAGAGAGAAGAUCCCAUCAAUGCCGCUGUACGUGGACUACAAGUAUGGGGCCACCAACCUGGACCCGCAGCUGUGGGAUGACAGGCCCAGGGCCCUCCUGCUCUUCUCAGGGCGCCCGAGGGAUGGAGACCUUACCUCCUAUCUUCAUCACAUGGGAUGGAUAGUGGUGGUGGUCGACAAGCAGGGGCCGACUGCGGCGGACCUUCUGGACACGGAGGUGUGUCGCAAGAUCUUCGCGGAUAUCAGGGCUGGCGUCUUCGACGUAGUGGGCAUGGCUACACCUUGCGAAACGGUGUCCCCACUGAGGGAGAAUCCGCCGGGCCGGAGACCACUCAGGUCCCUACAACAUCCGGAUGGGCUGCCUCUCAAAAGCCUUUCCUCAGAGGAGAGAAAACAGCUCAAGGAGGCGAAUCAUCUCAUCGAAUUUUCCACACACGUGACGAGAGAAGUGAGGCGCAUCAGAGCCGCCUACUGGAUAGAAAAUCCAGACCACAAGGAGAAGCUCGACAUGUGGAAAACGAGCUGGUUCAAAGAGAUGACUGGUCACGCGCUGGUGGAAAAGGCGCUGUUCGACCAAUGCCAAUUUGGAGCAGAAACAACGAAGCCCACAAGGAUUCAGACGGACUCCCUUCCCCUUGGACAAAUCAAGGGGAGGAGGUGCAACCAUCCUCCGAAGGAAUGGACCAGACCAAACGGAGAGACCUACGUUUCACCACAUGAGUCCUUGGUCCAGAGGUGGAGGACAGUCAGAGGAGAAAAGGAGCGAGCAUCCAAAGCUCUGGGUGAGUACCCGCCAGCCUUGAACAAGGCCUUGGCAGAGGCGAUGGAGAAGGCGGACCUUCCCCGCGUGAUGAAGCAUCGCGAGGGGUCGGGCGCUCCCCUAGGCUUCACCGAACCCAUUCCUUGUACGGGCAUAUUCCCCGUGGUUAAGGAGGUUGAAUGGGAAGCUGAGGCAGCAGAACAAUUACAAAGGAGGCCGGUCAUUGGACGAAGACAGCUACAAAGUCUAGCAGGCGCGUUGUCCUUCGUGGCGGGAUUGGUCCCUCUCAUGAGACCUUUCUUGAACUCCCUGUGGGCUGCACUGGCAACGAAUGACGGUCCGAAGAAGACCAGAAAUGUUGUCCAUGUGCGCCGCAUUGGGAUAGCCUUACAGUGGAUAGACGCCUUGCUGGGAGAAAAGGAGGGGCCCGUAUAUGGGGCCGUCGACCCCGGGCAUCCCGAAGCAGCCGCACCAUUGGCACAGCCAGGUGUCAAGGCUUACGCUAGGGGCUCGUUAAACGACGCCAUAAGGCACGCAUCCACAGGUCCGGAAAGGUGUGCAGAACACAUCACAAAGAGAGCAAAGGCAGAUACAUCCAGAGGCCCCUACGAGUCAAGGAAAUCAACGUGGUCUGCCUUGGCCAGGGCGGCGGGUUUCUCAGACCCGUUCCGUCUUUCCCCGGACCUCAUCAACACGGUGAUGGGAGCGAUGGACAUGGCCGGCUAUAGAUCAGCAGAGCUAUACAUGGACACAGCCAAGCAGAUACACAUUGAGAGAGGACUGGAUUGGACAGCACAGCUUGCCCAGGCCUCUAGGCAAGCCAGAAGGGCGUGCCAAAGGGGCCGAGGGCCAGCCAAACAGGCGCAACCUUUGCCGAUGAUCGAGCUAGCGAAGCUGAAAGUUCACAAGGACCCAGCAGCUCCUGGAGGACCAAUUUUCCCGAUGAGGUCCGUCAUGUUGGCAUCAUGGUGGCUCCUUCGUGAAAUCGAGGCAAGCUCGGCAGAGAGGUCGCACAUCGAAAUCGACAAGGUCCAAAGACUUAUCCACUGGAAGCUUCCAUCCAGUAAGGCGGAUUGGCAGGCCCUGGGCGCAACUCGAACGCAUUCGUGUAAUUGCGAACAGAAUGCCCGGCAGCCAGAGUGUCCAUACCAUGCCAUGGUGGAGCACCUAGAGGCAGUGGGAGCUAUCAGCGAUCGCUGGGUUUUCCCAUCAGCCACAGGUGAGCAGUCAUCCAAAUGCGGAUGGGCCGACACCAUGCAAUGCAUGGCACAGCAGCUGAAUCUUCCUACUCACACAGCGCAAAAUUGUUCCCCGCCAGCCGCAGCAGUUUCCUUACGGAACCAGUCCGUGGACUGCCUUGCGGACUGCGAGGCUGCGGUGGAUAUUGCUCCGCAAUCGGAGCAGCCAGCUUCAGUGGAGUUUGUGAUUAACAGAUCUGCCUACGGCAAGAUCCACAAGGAACUUGCCAGUCCUGUAUCGGAAUCCCCGGGCACCGGCCGCUGCGAGCGGCGGCGGCUGGGGCGUGAUCCCUCCAGCGAAAACCUUUUCGUGGACCUGGGGGCGCGGCCCAGAUGUCCGCAAAGUGGCAAAUUCUUGCAGAACUUGAUCUACCACGGCAGCCAACUGGAGACCAUCAACGAAGCCGUUGGUUUGGCGCAGGUCACGGGGCGAGGGUCAAUGCUCAGCAGCAUUUUCACCUUGGUGGCCUCUGCCAUGGGCGCCGGCUGCCUCUCCUUGCCGCAUAUGUUCAGCAAGGUGGGCUUGGGCCUGGGGUUGUUGUUGCUGACCUGCGGGGCGGUCCUGGCUCACAUCUUUUUGGUGAUCCUGAUGAGCUGUGCCAGAUAUACCCAGAGCCGUUCCUUUGCAGAGCUCGUCUCGCAGUUGCAGGAGGAAAACCUGGACGGUCACGGUCCUGUGAGGGAUCUCUCGGUGGAUGUGGUCAUCACCCUCUAUGGGAUGGCGGCGGUGCUGAUCUACAUGAUGCUCAUUGGCGAUUUCAUGUCAGAUAUUGCGCGUUCGCCCUUGUUUAACCUGGAUGAGGUAUCGCGUCAUCGUGUGAUCAUGGCAUCGCUGUUGGUGGUUUUUCCGCUGUCCAUUCCCAGACAUGUCACUGCCCUGAGAUAUAUCUCCUUCCUCAGCAUCAGCGCAAUCGUCUUUCUGACGUUGGUGGUUGCGGCGAAGACCCCAGGGCACUGGAGAGACGCAGUGGAACUGGACCAACUGGACACGGCGAAGUACAGCCUUUGGACGGUCUUGCAGUCCUUUGCUAUGGCACUCUUCUCCUUCAAUGCCCACACCAAUGCAGUCCCGGUGGCCCUGUCGUUGGAUCAGCCAAGGGCGACGCGAAUUUGGUACGUUGCCCUAAGCUCUGUGUUGAUCGAGCUGGUGAUUUAUGCCACUAUUGCCACCAGUGGACUUCAUCCGGAACUAUCCCGCAGAGGACCGGUGGAUGCUGGUGGUGCGCUGUGUCUAUUCGGUGCCCAUCAUCUUUGGGGUUCCCAUGAACUUAGCACCGGCGGCAGCCUCCAUGCAGGCUUUGACCGGUCAUUUGAUGGAAAAGUUCUCGAGUUUCCGUCGUCAACGCAGCGACCCCUCCAACCCCUCCGCAGAAUCCGUGCAGUCUUGCUGCCAGCGCGUGUGCAUCGUCAGUUUUGUGUUGGUCUUUUGUGCCGCGGUGUCCAUCUACUGCGACGCCUUCGCGGAUGUCAUCGGACUCUUUGGCGCCUGCUUUGGAACGCUGAUCUGCCUCAUUUGGCCACUGAGGAUCUACUUGAAAGUCAUGAAGGCUUUACAUACAAAAGUGCUAGCCACGGUGAUUUCAGUGGCACUCUACUCCGCUGCGUUCUUGGGCAUGGCUGCCUUCAUUGA
This is a messenger RNA of Cladocopium goreaui, 5346 nucleotides long. NCBI's taxonomy places the organism in Eukaryota, Dinophyceae, Suessiales, Symbiodiniaceae. The record is from the annotation of a GenBank genome assembly.